Molecule: messenger RNA, 1254 nt
Organism: Baudoinia panamericana UAMH 10762
Lineage: Eukaryota; Fungi; Ascomycota; Dothideomycetes; Mycosphaerellales; Teratosphaeriaceae
Exons: 1
Coding region: 124-1029 (301 amino acids)
Molecular function (GO): catalytic activity
Source: RefSeq, a predicted model, not a curated record
AGUGGAGAUCAGACCUGUCUCUUGCUUUGUACGAUGGAUUCUGGAUGGUCUAAGCAGCGUGUCUCUGCCACGUAACAUUCGCAUCGUAGUGUCAUUUCGCUCGUUGUCGCCGAAUACGCCAAAAUGCCAAACACGAAGACAGUAAGCGUACCACAUUUAGGCGGUAUCGACGCCGCAUACCAGAUGCAGCGGCAGUACGACCCGUCUAAGCCCACGCUCGUUCUGGUCAACAGUUUCACGACGUCGUCCGAGCUAUACCGAGGUCAGUUUGCCAACGAGGAGCUCAACAAUGCAAUGAACCUUAUCGCCAUCGAAUUGCUCGGCCAUGGACAGACCAGGACCAGGCUGGAGAACUUCACUUACUGGGAUACUGCGAUUAUGAACGUGCAGGUCCUGGACGCACUGGGCAUGACCGGAGGCGGCCGCAAGGUGUUCGUAUUGGGGACGAGCCAGGGCGGUUGGAUUACCGUCCGCAUGGCGCUUUUCGCUCCCGACAAGAUUACCGGCAUCAUCCCGCUUGGCACUUCGAUGGACAGUGAGUCUGAUCGCACCAGAAAACUGGGUUGUUGGGACGGUCCCGCAGACUUGAAGCCCAAUAUCAAAGCCUGGUCGACCAACGAUGACACGGCCAAAUUCGAGCCAAGCGAAGAGUACUGCAACUUUCUCAUCGACAUUGGCUUCGGGAAAGACUGUCCAACCGAUGCUCGCAAGUUCUGGGUGAACGAGAUCAAGGCGAACUACCAAGGUGAUGAGGGGCGACGCCGGAUCCGGAUGGCCGCCAUCAACCUAAGUGAGCGCGAUGGUCUGCACAGCAGGCUGUUCGAUAUCAGAUGUCCCGUGCUGUGGUUGCAUGGUACAGCAGAUUGCGUGUACUCAGUGAAGAAUGCAGAGGAGGAGAUCAGACUGUUCGAAAACAGCCCUGAUGCGAAGCUGAAAGUGAUUGAGGGUGGCCAGCACUUCUUGUCCUUCAGCCAUCCGAAAGAGGUCGACAACGCUCUGAUCGAGUUCGUCGGUAAGUACGGCAAAUGAAGGAUGUGAUCUGCGAGAUGUGAAGCAUCGUCAAAGAUUGGACGAGGCGACUGAUGAUGCGACAUCAUGUAUUAUGUUAAUUAUUUGCAAAUAUAUACAAAAUUCGACAGCCUUUUCGCGGGCGUCUAGACGUAGCUCGUGACGUUGUACAUCACUCUAUGCCGGUGUGCCGUAAGGUCAUUCCACUGCGCCCAUGCAGACCCCUCUUUAAGACUGGAAGAACUC